GGUCUCGCACCACUGCCUCUGCUCUGGCCCCUCUUUGAGCGCGGCGAUGCGGCUCCUCGCCGAGCUCUUCGGCUGCACAGCCGCAGCGCCGGCGGACGCGGCGGCGUGCAUCUUCUGUCCCGACUCGGUGCUCUCGCCAGCAGCGGGCAACCGCUUCGAGGUGGUGCACUCCGACGCACGCUUCCUCGCCUUCCACGACCGCAGCCCGGCGGCGCGCGUGCACCUGCUGGCCGUGCCGCGCGAGCAUGUCGAUGAUGUCAAGGUGCUGCGAGGGGCCGAGGGAGCCGAGCUUGUGCGCGCGCUGCAGCGCUUCGCCGACGAGGCGCUCGACGUGCUCGAGGCGCAGCAGUCGAGCUUCUCCGAUGGCGGCGCAGGCAAGGGCGUGCCGGGCGAGCGGCGCUUUGGCUUUCAUAUUCCGCCGUUCCGCUCCGUGCCGCACCUGCACAUGCACGCGCAGGUGCUUCCCUUUGUCUCGUCGAUGCGCGCGCUCAAGUACCGCGCCGCCGGCGAUCCCGUCGGCGCUCGCAAGGGGCUCAGCUGGUACGUGACGGCGACGCAGGCGGCGCGUAUCCUCGAGGGCGGCGGCCGCGUGCGCGUGCGGCCGUGUGCUGCAAGGAGGGAGGAGAACAUGGCGUGAGGCGAGGGGAAGGACAGUGAUUUUGUAUGGACGAGCGUUCUCCAGGACAGGCAGAGAUAGAUGUGGCUAGACGCGGCGUAAUAGAUGCUCUCGUUGACGGC
Tilletiopsis washingtonensis is the source of this 738-nucleotide messenger RNA. RefSeq lists its product as hypothetical. The transcript is spliced from 3 exons. Bases 47 to 637 code for a protein of 196 amino acids. Gene Ontology annotation, molecular function: catalytic activity. The record is from RefSeq and is a predicted model, not a curated record. NCBI's taxonomy places the organism in Eukaryota, Fungi, Basidiomycota, Exobasidiomycetes, Entylomatales.